Messenger RNA from Priceomyces carsonii, 1497 nucleotides. RefSeq names its product [Histone H3]-lysine-36 demethylase. Gene Ontology annotation, molecular function: histone demethylase activity; transcription coregulator activity. The transcript has a single exon. The coding region runs from base 1 to 1497 and encodes 498 amino acids. Gene Ontology annotation, biological process: regulation of transcription by RNA polymerase II; protein demethylation. Lineage: Eukaryota; Fungi; Ascomycota; Pichiomycetes; Serinales; Debaryomycetaceae. The record is from RefSeq and is a predicted model, not a curated record.
AUGCUUGAUAUUAACACUUGUCCCGUAUGCCUACUGGUACCGCUAGAAGAAACGAAGGACGUUUCAAGCAUUCACUGGAUUCUGUGUGAUAUCUGUAAUCAAUGGUUCCAUACUAUUUGCAUUAAACUUACGAAUUAUGAUGUUAACAACUUGUCUGCGUAUCACUGCGAUUCAUGCAGAAAGGGACAUGGUCCAUCAAUAUAUAAAAGAAAGUCUAAAAGAGCUAGAACUCAGAUAGAUUAUGUUGCAUUGAACGAAGGUGAGGUCUUUGUGGUAGAUAAAACAUUCCAUCCUCAUGUAAGAAAUUUUGAAAUGUUUGGUGAUGAUGAGUUAGGAAAUCAACGAAGUGAGUUUCUUGAUACAUUGAAGACUAUAACUAAAGAUUACGCCUUAUCGUCGAGACUUGUGCGGCCUGUAUUAAUUCCUCGGGCUUAUUCUGAUGACGCUGGUAUGAAGCUUCCACGACCAAGAAAGGAGAUAACAAUUGACUACAUAACAAACUUAGUUGGAGAGGACAGUCGCGUGGAAGUCAUGGAUGUUCUUUCUCAACAAAGUGUGACCCCAGCAUGGAAUAUGGGUAAAUGGAGGGACUAUUUUAAUUUAGAUCAAAGCAGUAGAGAUAGGAUUAGAAAUGUUAUUUCACUUGAGAUUUCUCAGGUUCAGGAGUUAGGAGAUGGGUUUCAUAGACCACGUCUUGUUCGAGAGAUGGACUUGGUGGAUAAGAUAUGGUCUGAUGAGAAGAAUGAACGACCCCAGGUAACAAAAUAUUGUCUCAUGUCUGUUAAAGGCUCUUUUACUGAUUUCCAUAUUGACUUCGGAGGUACUUCUGUGUACUACACUGUUUGCUCAGGCUCCAAGACCUUUUUAAUGUAUCCACCAACUGACUGGAAUUUGGAGUUAUACACAUCAUGGUGCUUGGAACCAAAUCAGAACUUCCUAUGGUUUGGUGACUAUUCAAAGUAUAUUAAAGGCAAGCGUGUUACACCGUCGAACGGAUUUAAAGUGACACUACGUGAAGGAGAUGUGUUUUUCAUACCAAGUGGUUGGAUUCAUGCAGUAUACACCCCUCAGGACUCCAUAGUCAUAGGAGGUAAUUUUUUGACACUAAUGAAUAUUGAAAUGCAGUUAAAAAUUAGUAAUAUAGAGAAAGUUACAAAGGUUCCAACUAAAUUUAGAUUUCCCUACUUCAAUAAAGUGAUGUGGAUGACUAGCUGGUAUUAUUAUAAUCACAAGGACGAGUUCAUUCGUGAUGUAAAUGGUACUGAUAACAAUAAAAUUGAACGCCAAUCGGAUCACAUUGAGAGAAUCGAUUCUAUAGAAUACUCUAUUUUGACUGCUCUUAUAUCACAUCUCAAAUCUCAUUUUGAGCUUAGCAAAACAAUCCUGGCUGCUAAACGGUCCAUUCCUACAGAUCUUUUUGGUAAGCAUGUGAACGAUUACUUACUUCAGUUGGAGGAGUGGCUGAACAACAUUAAAGAUGACACAAAGCUGUUAUAG